ACGACUGUUCCACCAACCAGGAAGCACCAUAUCCCACUAGAAGAGCUCCGGCCUCUCCCAGACUUACCACAGAGCGAGUACAAGGCUGUGAGGCCUGCGAUGCAGAGAAUGCCAAUCGAAGUUACUACUACAACGACUCGUUCGUCAUCCUACCCGAAGGGUAGAGUUGAGUCAUUCGCUGAGCAAAAAGAAGCGACAGAGUCGGGAGGCUUCUUCUCCCCGGCGAUGAGGGAUGAUCAACAGCAAAAAACAAGGAAAUCGUCCGGAGAUGAGAAAAAAGCCACUUCAUCACUAAUCACAGUAUAUGAAGUGACAACACAAGCUGUCAAGAACAGAGAGUCUCAAGAGGAAUGGAAAGCCCCGAUGCCGUGGUGGGCAGCCGUUGUUCUAGGAUUUCUCGUAUCAGUUAUUGCUGCAUGGAUUGUCGUCUUCAUUAUAAGGAAGAAACGAGCACGAGAAGCUGAAACUCCUAAUAGAGCCACUGAAAAAGAAAAAGGGCUCGUCGAUCCGCUGCUAAGAACGUCCGAAGAGAAUUCUCGUCUAUCCGAAAAUUCUCGCAUUUGA
Messenger RNA from Cooperia oncophora, 564 nucleotides. Lineage: Eukaryota; Metazoa; Nematoda; Chromadorea; Rhabditida; Trichostrongylidae. The record is from the annotation of a GenBank genome assembly.